AUCUGGUAUGCUGUCUAACAGGUUUGUGACGUUUCAAUGAGAAAACAGCUCAACACUGUAUAUCCUGGCGGUUUGAGGACAGACGUCAGCUUAAACAAGUUCAGUUUGAAGUGACCCUCCAUGUCUCUGAACCUCUAGCAGAGAUAGUGGUAUUGUUCUCCAGAAAGCUUGGACAGGUGGAGAGGACUGCAGCCCAGUAAGAGGAAACAGCAUUGGACAGUUGUUUGCUUCAAUGGCAGCCUUGUGGGCGGUGUGGAUCCCUGCGCUGUCCCUGCUGCAGCUGGCCCACUGUGCUGUCACCUUCAGGCAUGCUCCAGGACAGCCAGUGCUGUUGGAUGAACAGUCAGCGACCACUUUCCUGUCCCGCUCGCUGCUCUAUAACAGCUGGGACUUUGAGCUGUUGAUAUCAGACAAUCUGGAGAGAGAGUGUUACGAGGAGAUGUGCAGCCAUGAGGAGGCCAGAGAGGUGUUUGAGAACGACGUUCAGACGGAACAAUUUUGGGCCAAGUACAUCAACAGUCAAGAGUAUGCACCCAGAGUGGAUGUGUCAGGGCUGGUGGCAGGGAUCCUGGCUGUCCUGGUGUCUGCUGUUAUUGCCACCGUGCUGGGAAUCUACUGCUACAAAGCCAAGCAGAAGGGUGGGCGGACGUCGGCUCAAACUCCAGUGAGGAUGGCAGCAGACGGACGUCCAGCCCCGGAGAUGGUGCCCCUGGCUGGGAUCCCUGCUCCAGGUCUACCCAGCUACAAUGAGGCUCUGAACCGCAGCGGGCAGCAUGAUGCCCCCCCACCACCUUAUUCAGGGGGGGCGCCAUCAGGGCCCGCUGAUCCAGGAGACAACGAGUAAAGGCUUGGCAGAGCCUCCUCAUGUGGCUGAUGGGAACUGGUGGUUGGACUCAACUUUUAAACACUGCAUGUUAUUUUUAUGGAUCCACUGUAUUUAUGCGUAACGUUAGGACCCAGUCCCAGGAUGCACUCUGCUGACAGUCUGAUCUGCAUGUUGGCUGGACUCAGAUACAGAUGUGAGGAGGGUGGGGUUCAUUUCUGUGCUUUGACCAUUCACACAGCCUGUAAGGUACUUUAGAGCAGAACAAUCAGUUCAUAAUAAUGGUUAAUCAAGAAAAGUCUGACAUGUUUUAUACAAUAAAUUAUGUAACAGUC
Lates calcarifer (barramundi perch) is the source of this 1158-nucleotide messenger RNA. It is a transcript of the gene prrg2, whose product is annotated as proline rich Gla (G-carboxyglutamic acid) 2. Lineage: Eukaryota; Metazoa; Chordata; Actinopteri; Centropomidae. The transcript has 7 exons. The record is from RefSeq and is a predicted model, not a curated record. Gene Ontology annotation, molecular function: calcium ion binding. The coding region runs from base 233 to 844 and encodes 203 amino acids. Gene Ontology annotation, cellular component: extracellular region.